AAGGGGGGGGGGCCGGGCGCCGCCGUGCCGGGGGGAGGGGCACCGCCCCCCCCAUUCGCGCGGCCGGGCACCGCGCCCGGCCCAUGCCCGCCGCUGCGGGCGCCGCCGAUGCACGGCCGACGCCGGGCAGCGGCUCCCCGGUGUGCCCAGAGGUUGACCAGGGCGGUGAUGGGACUUCAAGUUCAUGGAGCACCGCGAUCCUCAAGAACAUGAAGAUCAGGCCCGAGCGCAGCAGCGACAUCAUGAUCAGGCCCGAGUACAGCAGCAGCUGCCAGCCCUGCACGCCGCCAACAUGGGCGGGCGACACCUCCGACCUCGUCUCCUCCGUCGACGACUCCUCGCUGCGGACGCUGGAGAACGCGCGCCCGCCACAGGCCCGUGGCGACGCGGGCCUGGACAUCGACUCCGACGGCGACGCAGCUCCCAGCAAGGGCGACGCCAGCGAGCAUGCCGCGCGAUACGAGGACGCGAGGCCGUGCUACGACCUCUGGCUGCACGACGCCGGGCUCUGCAGGCCCUGCAGCACCAUCUUCAAGAAGGCGGGCUGCGUCCGCGGCGACUGUUGCGAGUUCUGCCACUUCCCGCACAUGGUUCUGAAGAGAGCACGGCCCUCCAAGGUCCGGCGCCGCGUGAGCAGCAGGCUCACGCCAGCGCUCGCUGCGGGCGAGGGGCGGCCGCCGGAGGAGGAGGCGAUGAUGCUGGGCGGUGUGGGCUGCGACGUUGACCAGGAGGAGCCGGAGGAGAUGCACUUCGGAGGAGGCGGAGGAGCUGCGAGGGCGACGGGAGCGAGGGGCAGCCUUCCGACGCCGCAAGUCUUGCACUGCGCGCGGGACCCGGCGCCCCCCCCCGGCUCUCGGCACCGAUCCUGGAGACAGCGCUCCGCACCGCCGUCCGGCGGCCCCGAGGCCGGGCAGCAGGGUCCCUUGCGAUCCGGGAGAUCCGAGUCCUUCGGCCGUCCCGAUCCGCUCUGAUGCGCUCCGGCUCCGGUCGUCCAGCGGCCCGACGUGGACCGAUGUCAGCACCGCGUCGUUGUGCAGCCCGGCGCGGCCGAUCUGUGCGGCUCCGGCACCGUGUGGGUGCGGCCCGGUGCGACGCAGGCUCCGGUCCGAGCCGGCUUCCCGGUUCGAUGCUGACGGAUCCUGGAGGGCGGUUCCCAGAUGGCGAACGUGAG
Molecule: messenger RNA, 1171 nt
Organism: Prorocentrum cordatum
Lineage: Eukaryota; Dinophyceae; Prorocentrales; Prorocentraceae
Source: the annotation of a GenBank genome assembly